GCAUGUACCGUCUGUCGCAAGAAGAAAGUCAAGUGUAACGGUGCGCAACCAACCUGCUCUCGCUGUCAUUCAAUGAAGAUACCAUGCCAAUAUUCAGACCCACCUCGAAAACGUGGUCCUCCAAAGGGCAAGGUUGAAGUCAUCGAAAGUCGCGCCCACCGUAUUGAAUCUCUUUUC
This is a messenger RNA of Phycomyces blakesleeanus NRRL 1555(-), 177 nucleotides long. RefSeq names its product Zn(2)-C6 fungal-specific transcription factor. The transcript has a single exon. Gene Ontology annotation, molecular function: zinc ion binding; DNA-binding transcription factor activity, RNA polymerase II-specific; DNA binding. Gene Ontology annotation, cellular component: nucleus. The annotation marks the transcript as partial. Lineage: Eukaryota; Fungi; Mucoromycota; Mucoromycetes; Mucorales; Phycomycetaceae. The record is from RefSeq and is a predicted model, not a curated record. Gene Ontology annotation, biological process: regulation of DNA-templated transcription.